This is a messenger RNA of Anopheles bellator, 2690 nucleotides long. RefSeq names its product tetratricopeptide repeat protein 39C-like. The coding region runs from base 30 to 2270 and encodes 746 amino acids. Lineage: Eukaryota; Metazoa; Arthropoda; Insecta; Diptera; Culicidae. The record is from RefSeq and is a predicted model, not a curated record. Gene Ontology annotation, molecular function: protein binding. The transcript has 6 exons. Gene Ontology annotation, biological process: cilium assembly.
UUGGGCUUUGGUUAGAACUUUCGCUUGAAAUGAGUACUCCCAGCAGACCGUUGGAGCUGGAGGAUUGGGAGUACGUGAAGCAAGGUAUUGUCCUGUGGCUCAACAACAUGCCCCAAGCGGCCGAGGACAGCUUCCAGAAUCGACCCUCGAGUGUGCACAUUGUGGCCGGGCAUACCUUCAUUUCUUUCAUGGUAAGUACCUUUUUCCAAUCCGCAAGGGAAUUCUUCCCAAAACCCUCUUUGGGUAACCCCGCUUGUGGUUGUGGCCUUUCGUAUCGCCCCCAGAACGCCGUUAUAUCAUGGGAAACGGAAAAGAUGAACGAAGCCCAGGCACGCCUGAGGGAACUGGAGAAGCAAUGCGCGGGUGAUGUUGGAUGGCUGAAGUCGGUCCGCUCGAAACUCUUCGGUAGCAACGUGGCCCAAAAGACGCUCAUCGAAAGCCUCGAGGAACAGAUCAUACUGGCCGACAGCCAGCUGUGUCUCGCUAUCCUGGUGUCGCUGAGUCAGGACAUCAGCGGCUUCAUGAAGGGAGGCUGGCUGUUGCGCAAGGCAUGGAAGGUCUACCAGCACACGUACCAACAAAUCUACCGACUCUACACCGGAUCGCUGCCGACCGAUGGGAGCACCGUCCCGCAGGCUCCGAUCAGAUACCAACAGAAUGCGAUUCCCGGUGGCCUUGACCUCAGUACGCCGUCCUCCACCGAUUGGACGGUACCGAAUUCGACGCUACAAACACCGGACGGCGGUUGCGAGUGCUCACUGGAUCCGUUGCGUAGGUCGAAAACUAUGACUUUCGAUGCGGCGAACAAGGUUCCGAACGAGGACACAAACUCAUCGAGCGAGGUGACUUCCAGCAGUGGAAGCGUGAAGAAGAGCUACACGAUGAAUUUUGAAGAAAUGACCAGUCCCUCGGGAGGUACCAGUUCCAGUGUGGAGUCCCUCGAGGACAAUCCCGCGGGGACAAUGGAGCGUACGCCAGGAAGAGAACAGCUGACGCUGGAUUUAAAUUCGGUUAAAGCUUCGCGAGGCCUCGUUUCGAAUGGGCAUGUCCCGAGGAGUAUUCCGGAAACCGAUGCGGAAGAAAGACCACUUCGACCGGAGGACAUUCAACGGCUGAUGGGAGCGAUCAGCUUCGGGUACGGCGUGUUCCAGCUGAGCAUAUCCUUGCUGCCACCGAGUCUGCUGAAACUGAUCAGCUUCCUGGGAUUCGAGGGUGACCGGACGAUGGGAAUCGCUUGUCUCAGCUUUUCGCGGCACAGCGUCGACAUGCGCGCCCCGCUGGCCACACUGGCCCUGCUCUGGUACUAUACCAUCGUGACGCCAUUCUUCGCGCUCGACGGCACGAACCUGAGACUCGAGAUCCAGGCCGCCCAGCAGCUAAUUGACGAAACGGCGGAACAGUUUGCUAAAUCAUCUCUCUUUCUCUUUUUCCGUGGACGGGUCGAGCGGCUAAAGACUAACAUCCCGGAAGCGAUCCGGGCGUACGAGCGGGCGUACCGGUCGUCUGCUCAACGGGAAAUAAAGCUUCUGUGUCUCCACGAGAUCGGAUGGUGCCGGCUGAUACAGCUCGACUACGGGAUGGCGAUGCAAAAUUUCAAAGAACUCAAGAUGUGCAGUAAGUUCUCCAAGAGCUUCUACUCCUACCUAACGGCCAUCUGCGAGGGAGCGUUCGGCCAGUUUUCGAAUCUGACCCGGUGGCGUACGGAUAUCCUGGAAAUGAUAGGCCGGUCCGCACAGAAGGAUUCCCAGAUCGAGAGGUACAUCUUUCGGCGCUGCCUGAAGCUGCCCCGAACGUUAGGUGGAUCACAGACCAAAUUUAGUACCUCGCUGUACUGGAAGUAUCUGGUGUUUGAGAUGUUGUUUCUGUGGAACGCGCUGACCAGCUGUAGUGUGGAGCAGCUGGAGAGCAUAUCGGCGGAUUGCUCGCAACCGGUCGACGCCUACAGCGAACCGAUGUUGGGCGUUUCGCGCCUCAUUCUUGGGGCCUGCCUUGCCUGUUUGGCCCGCUACGACGAAGCAAUACUGGCGUAUCGCGAGUGCAUCGCCAUGCGUGCCGAAGCGACCGAUCAGCAGCAGGACAUUCAUGUAUCCGCCUUUGCGUUCUACGAAUUGGCCGUGCUAUUGCUCCGUCCACAGAGGGACCCCGAUGAGGCCGACCGGCUCGAAGCACGUCACCUGUUGGUGUACGCGCAGCAGAACUUCAAAAACUACGACUUCGAUAAUCGCGUCAACGUACGCAUUCAUGCCGUGCUGAAGAAGCUGGAUUCAUGAUCCGGCAGAAUGUGCCAGAGUUGAGCAAAUUGUUACGUUGGUGCCUUAUUUAUAUUGUUGAAGCAAAACUCACUGUUAAACAGCUCUUUUCUAGUGCGCAAGUAUAGAGAUUAACAACAGCUUCACGCACACUUGCUGGUCAAGGUACUGCACCGCAACACACGACGGUAGCUACUAAUUGUAGGAUAAAGAAUAGAAAAAAACCUCUACCUUAGUAUAGUAGUGCACAAGAUGAACUCAAAACACAAAACGCGCGCGGGGAGAGUGCUAUAAAUAUUUUUUAACUCAUUACCAAAAAUCGCAAAGCCCCAAGUACAUUAAAGUUCAACAAUCGCCAACAAGAUGUCUGGAACUGGAAACAAUAAAUUUUUAUACACUAGAGAGUGUCGCGCAGGAUGAUCGUUGCUCGUUACCCUGUAC